GGAGCCACGCCCCCUUUGUGUUCCUUCGUGCGCGGAUUGGAGUGCUGCCGUCACGUGGGGAGAGACAGCGGAAGCAGAGGACUCCGCAGCAGAGAAUAAGGGAUCGAUUCCAGCCGUCACGAUGCAGAGCACCACCAACUACCUGUGGCUGAUCUCAGACCUGCUGGGUCAGGGAGCCACGGCCAACGUGUACCGCGGCCGACACAAGAAAACCGGAGACCUCUACGCCGUGAAGGUCUUCAACAACCUGAGCUUCUUGAGGCCGCUGGACGUCCAGAUGAGAGAGUUUGAGGUCCUGAAGAAGCUCAACCACAAGAACAUCGUCAAGCUCUUCGCCGUGGAGGAGGAGUCCAACACUCGUCACAAGGUGCUGGUGAUGGAGUACUGUCCCUGCGGGAGCCUCUACACCGUCCUGGAGGAGUCCUCCAACGCCUACGGGCUCCCCGAGGACGAGUUCCUCCUGGUGCUGCACGACGUGGUGGCGGGCAUGAACCACCUGAGGGAGUACGGCAUCGUCCACCGGGACAUCAAACCGGGGAACAUCAUGCGCGUGAUCGGGGAGGACGGGCGCUCCGUCUACAAGCUCACCGACUUCGGAGCCGCCCGAGAGCUGGAGGACGACGAGCAGUUUGUGUCGCUGUACGGCACCGAGGAGUACCUGCACCCCGACAUGUACGAGCGCGCCGUGCUGAGGAAGGACCACCAGAAGAAGUACGGGGCCACGGUGGACCUGUGGAGCAUCGGCGUCACCUUCUACCACGCCGCCACCGGCAGCCUGCCCUUCCGGCCCUUCGAGGGGCCGCGCAGGAACAAGGAAGUCAUGUAUAAAAUCAUCACGGAGAAACCGUCCGGUACGAUCUCCGGACACCAGAAGUGUGAGAACGGGAAGAUCGAGUGGAGCACCGAGAUGCCGGUGUCCUGCAGUCUGUCCAAGGGUCUCCAGAGCCUCCUCACUCCGGUCCUGGCCAACAUCCUGGAGGCGGACCAGGAGAAGUGUUGGGGCUUCGACCAGUUCUUCGCCGAGACCAACGACAUCCUCCACCGGACGGUGGUCUACGUGUUCAGUCUGCAGCAGGCGACGCUGCACCACAUCUACAUCCACGAGUACAACACGGCGGCGCUGUUCCAGGAGCUGCUGUCCCGCCGGACCAGCAUCCCGCUGCACAACCAGGAGCUCCUGUACGAGGGCCGCCGCCUGGUCCUGGACCCGAACCGCCAAGCCAAGAUGUUCCCCAAGUCCUCUAGAGAUAAUCCCAUCAUGCUCGUCAGCCGCGAGUCCGUCGCCACCGUGGGACUCAUCUUCGAAGACCCGAGUCCUCCCAAAGUGCAGCCGCGCUACGACCUGGACCUGGACGCCAGCUACGCAAAGACGUUCGCGGGCGACGUCGGACACUUGUGGAAGACCUCAGAGUCUCUGCUGGUGUAUCAGGAGCUGGUUCGCAAAGGAGUUCGAGGUUUAAUAGAGCUGAUGAAGGAGGACUACAGCGAGAUUCUACAUAAGAAGUCGGAGGUUUUCCACCUGUGUAACUUCUGCACUCAGAUCCUUGAGAAGACGGAGCAGCUGUUCGAGGCGCUGAUGCAGGCCAACGUGAUGUCGUCAGAGUAUGAUGAGAUAUGCGACAUGCACAAGAAGGUCCUCAGGAUCUCUGGAUCUCUGGAGCCAAUCGAACGAACAACACAAGACAUCAAGAGUAAAUUCACCUCAGGGGGGCUGCUGACCGACGGCUGGACUCAGCAAGUGGGAACGCACCCCGAGGACAGGAACGUGGAGAAGAUCAAAGUGCUGCUGGACGCCAUCACGGCCAUCUACCAACAGUUCAAGAAGGACAAAGCUGAGAGACGUCUGCCGUACAACGAAGAACAGAUCCAUAAGUUUGAUAAGCAGAAGUUGGUGCUUCAUGCCACUAAAGCCAGAUCCCUGUUUACAGAGGAGUGCGCCAUGAAAUAUCGCCUCUUCAUCUCAAAGAGUGAAGAGUGGUUGAAGAAGGUUCAUCACGUGAAGAAGCAGCUGCUCGGUCUGUCCGGUCAGCUGAUCAGCAUCGAGAAGGAGGUGACCAUGUUGAUGGAGCGAGCCAUCAAGCUGCAGGAACAUCUGCCUCAGAAGGUUCUUCCUCUGGUGUCCAGUGGCAUGAAGCCUCAGGCGUACCUGAGUCAGAACACACUAGUAGAGAUGACUCUCGGGAUGAAGAAGCUGAAGGAGGAGAUGGACGAAGUCAGCAAGGAGCUGGCAGAGAACAACCACUUCCUCGAGAGGUUUGGGUCCCUGACGCUGGACGGAGGACUGAGGGGAUAAGGGUCCGAGACUCUUCUUCUCUGGUUUUGUACAUACUGUGGCCCAUCUGGUGUAAAUAGUUUUAAGCUGUGAGUCUCCUGAUGAUUGUUGUCUAACCUGAAGAUCAGUGAACAAACCCCUUAAAACCAACACUUGAUCCCUGAUGGACCCUGAAAGCAGCUUUAAUGUGUCGUGAGGAAAGAAGAAAUGCCUCAAAAAACACCGGUUAGCAGAUUUAAACGCAUAUUCAAACAUAUCUGUUAAUGAUCAGUGUGAUACGUGUUUGAUAAGUGUUUACUCAUUCAAUAUUAUUAUAAUUCAUUUCUUAAUUAUAGAGGCUGUUUGGAUUUAAAGGAAUCUUAAAUCAUUAAGAUUAUGAUAUAUUACGGUCCUUAUAUCAGUUUGUCAUAAUUUUGAAAGUCUGGUUAACCUGUUAAAUAUCUAAAGAAUCCCUGGAAACAUCCUUUAGUCUUUAAACCAGGAUGAAGUCAUCAUCAAUUCAUAAAACAUUUAUUUUUUAUUAAGGUGUUUUUCGGGGAUUUCCCUUUUGGAGGUAAGGAAAUAUUAAAGUGGUUUGUCCUUUUAAUGAGUAAUUUUGGGAUUAAUUUGUUGUAUUUUAGGAGGUAUUAAGGGCUUUUUCUGCAUUGUUCCCGAAUAAAAGGAGCAAAAGGGAACCAUAAAUAAUUAAUGAAUAAUAACAAGAAUUGAAAUGAAAAUUAAAAAAUGAAAUUUGUCUUUUUUUUUUCAAUGAAAAAUUGAAAUAUUAAAAUAUUAAAAAUUGAUAACUUUCAUUUAAAAGUAUCCACUUUAAGGGGGUUUGAAUCCCUUCAAAAGCAAAUAACCCCCCUUAGUAAUCCCUUAGCAUACAAGCAGCUAAUUACUUCAUUCUUUGGAUAAACUGGUGGCAUUUUGAAGUGAGAAUAAUAUGGGAUGAAGUUAAAGAAUGCUGAUUAUAUUAUUCAUUGUUCUUGAGGCCGGUCGCUAAUGAAUCGAGUCCCGUAUCAAAAAGAAGACUUUUCUCCACCUUUUGUUGGCUCUUCCUUAGCUUUUACUCACAAACAUGUGUUGUCAAUUGUCUGCAUUCAAAAUGCUCAAAAAGUGUUUAAAAAAUGUGUAAAUAAAUGAAUAUCUUGAAGUCGUA
Molecule: messenger RNA, 3413 nt
Organism: Gasterosteus aculeatus aculeatus (three-spined stickleback)
Lineage: Eukaryota; Metazoa; Chordata; Actinopteri; Perciformes; Gasterosteidae
Gene: tbk1
Product: TANK-binding kinase 1
Biological process (GO): peptidyl-serine phosphorylation
Cellular component (GO): cytoplasm
Molecular function (GO): ATP binding; protein serine/threonine kinase activity; protein binding
Source: RefSeq, a predicted model, not a curated record